Thermochaetoides thermophila DSM 1495 is the source of this 633-nucleotide messenger RNA. RefSeq lists its product as uncharacterized. Gene Ontology annotation, cellular component: membrane. The coding region runs from base 1 to 633 and encodes 210 amino acids. The transcript is spliced from 4 exons. The record is from RefSeq and is a predicted model, not a curated record. Gene Ontology annotation, biological process: vesicle-mediated transport. NCBI's taxonomy places the organism in Eukaryota, Fungi, Ascomycota, Sordariomycetes, Sordariales, Chaetomiaceae.
AUGGCUUCGCAAUCCUUCCGCGACGGCCUCAGCGCGCUGGGCUGGUCCCGGCGCGAUCCCGAUAUCCCCGUGAACACAUCGCGGCAGAACGGCGGUUUCCUGUCGUCGCUCCAGUCCCUCAACCCGUUCGGGAACCGCGGCUAUGUUCAGUUGCCGACAACGGAGACCCAGGCCGCCCGUGAAGAGGAGGAGGGGUGGUUUAACUUGAGUCGCUGGGACCGGAUGUUGAUAUUUGGAGCUUGCAAUCUGGGAGCAGCCCUAUGCUUCUUCCUCUGCUUCUUCCUUUUCCCUGUUAUUUCCCUCGGGAGACCACGCAAGCUGGUCGUUUUAUGGACUGCGGGCUCUAUCCUGUUCCUGUCCUCCUGGGCUGCUAUUAUGGGCCCAUGGGCAUACCUUCGGCACCUAGCCUCGCGCGAGCGACUCCCUUUCACUUCUGCCUACUUUGGCUCGCUUGCCUUGACGCUUUACUUCUCCAUUGGCCUGCAAAGCACGAUCCUCACUCUCUUCUCGGGCAUCAUCCAACUCGCUUGCCUGGUUUGGUACUUGGUCAGCUACUUCCCCAUGGGUUCCACGGGAUUGCGUGCUGUAGGCUCUUUUGGAGUUCGUAGGGCCGCUACUUGGAUGACUGGAUGA